This is a messenger RNA of Serpula lacrymans var. lacrymans S7.9, 1786 nucleotides long. RefSeq lists its product as uncharacterized. NCBI's taxonomy places the organism in Eukaryota, Fungi, Basidiomycota, Agaricomycetes, Boletales, Serpulaceae. The record is from RefSeq and is a predicted model, not a curated record. Bases 44 to 1549 code for a protein of 501 amino acids. The transcript is spliced from 10 exons.
AUACUGUGCCUGUAGUAUUCUGCCAGCCCUACGCUCUCCAGCCAUGGCAGAUUACGACCAUGACAACGGGCACGACAUCGACCACGACAUCGACCACGACAUCGCACGCCAGGAAAAAACUUUUGGGAGUGGUACCAGCGAGGAGUCGCAUAGAGUGGAGUUAUUCGAGCGUCCAAAGGGCCUCAAAGGCGUAUACUACCAUCCCGUAACUCAGGUCUGCUUGUUGGGUUUUGUCUGCUUCAUGUGUCCAGGCAUGUUCAAUGCGCUCACUGGCCUCGGCGGCGGCGGCCAACUCGAUGCUAGAAGCGCUUCAAACGCUAACGCGACUCUCUACUCCACUCUCGCCUUUUUCUCCUUUUUUGCUGGUUCUAUCAAUAAUGUCAUCGGGUCUCGGCGUACCUUGAUGUUGGGCUCCUGGGGUUAUUCAUUAUAUAUUGGUGCAUUUUUGGCCGUCAACAUCCAUCCUGGUGCUGGCGCUUUUGUAGUAGCAUCAGGCGCUGUCCUUGGUGUCUGUGCGUCCCUGUUAUGGACAGCUCAAGGCUCCCUUAUGUUGGCCUACCCAACUGAGGACCAGAAGGGCAAAUUUAUUGGCAUCUUUUGGGCGAUUUUUAACCUGGGGGGCGUGGUCGGAUCUGCGGUAUCUUUUGGCCAAAAUUUCCACUCGACAGCUGAUAAAGUUGGGAACGGUACAUAUAUUGGGUUCCUGAUUCUUACACUCAUUGGAGUUACGAUUCCUUUGCUUAUGGCUGAUCCGAACAAAAUGAUUCGCACCGAUGGGACAAGGGUCGUAACAAUUCGACAUCCGUCUUGGAAGACAGAGAUAUAUAUCCUCUGGGUGGCGCUCAGAACUGAUCCCUUGAUCCUUCUACUUUUCCCCAUGUUCUUCACUAGCAAUUACUUUUAUACUUGGCAAUUCAAUGGUUAUAAUCUUGCCCUCUUCAACAUUCGUGCUCGAGCUUUGAAUAAUUUUGUUUACUGGUCAUCUCAAAUCUUCGGCUCCUUGAUGAUUGGUUUCGUUCUUGAUCAAGAACAAUGGCGCCGUAGGGCUCGUGCAUUUGCGGGCUGGAUCAUCUUGAUGGUCAUGGUUUUCGCUGUGCAUAUAUGGGCAUAUUUUUAUCAGAAAACCUAUACCCGACAGUCAGAACCACCCGGUGGCGGCUACAAAAUGGAUAUCUACGAUAGCCAGUAUCCUGCCCACGUUUGGCUUAUGAUAUUUUACGGUCUGCUCGAUGCUAUGUGGCAGACAACUGCGUACUGGCUUAUGGGAGCAAUGUCGAAUGAUCCUGGUAAACUUGCAGUGUUUGCCGGAUUUUAUAAGUCAAUUCAAUCCGCUGGCGCAGCGGGCGUUUGGCGGGAGGAUGCGGUUGGACUUCCAUAUAUGAAUAUUUUUAUUUCUACAUGGGUGCUUGUUGCCGCUGGCUUGGUCUUUGCAUUACCGAUGAUCUACAUGCGUGUAAAAGACCAUACAGAAAUUGACGACGAAGUCCUCGCUCACAUGGCCCAUUUUGAAGAAAUGCGAAGACGACGAGAAGCUGAAAAUCAAGAGUAAAGAAUCCGAUGUAAUCCAUCUAUUGCAGAAGUGCUUAUUUAUCAUCUAAAACCUAUACCAUACCCUGUACAGCUAUUUGAGCUGCUUUGACGGUCGUGUUCCUCGUCAUGCUUGGAUGGGCAAGACACGCCGUUGUAAUUGAUUUCGGAUUGUGAUACCUAUUGCUGUAUAUAAGAUAGCUCUGGUAUAUAGUGUCCUGUUUGAGAAGAGAAAAUCUAUAUAUUAUAAUGACAUAUU